AUGGACAUGAGUAUGAGUCAGAUUGCCAAGAUGGUUCAACAUGAGCCUGCUUCAUCAUUCGAUUUGUUUGGGGUGUCUGCUAUCGAGAUUGUUGAGGAUAUCCAGACAGUUCUUGCUCCAGAGCUUAUAGAGGAUGUUACAGUUAGUGAUGAUGAGUUUGAGGACACUUUUGGAUUUAUUGAGGGAACGUCCAACUUUGUGAACCCACCUCUUUCAUUUGACAUUUUAUUGGGAUUCAUUUCCCACUCAGACAAUGUUUAUGAUUUCGUAUCUAUAGAUUUGAAGUUUGAUAUUCAGUAUGUUUCUCAGAAGUCUAUCAAGGAAAGCAUUGUCGUCGAUCACUUAGCCUUAUUACUGAUAUCUAAGGGUAGACCAGUUGAUGAUGUUUUCCUAGAUGACGAGUUCAUUCCUAUGACUAGCUUAUCAGGUUGGCGCAUGUACUUUGAUGGUGCAACCAACCAAUCAGGGUUUGGGAUAGGCGUUUUGUUGAUAUCCCCCCAAGGUGAUCAUAUUCCGAGGUUAGUUCGCUUUGCGUUUUCAAAUCAACAUCCCGUCGCGAACAACAUAGUUGAGUAUGAAGCUUGUAUCCUUGGUCUAGAGACUGCAUUGGAGCUUGGCAUUAGACAGAUGGAGGUAUUCAGUGACUCUAAUUUGGUACUCAGACAGAUUCAAGGUGAUUGGAGAACCAGGGACGUAAAUCUUAGAUCGUAUCAUGCUUAUUUAGAGUUACUGGUUAGGAGAUUUGAUGAUUUAAGAUACACUCGUCUACCUAGAGCACAAAACCGGUUUGUUGAUGCCUUAGCUACCUUAGCUUCUUCCGUGGACAUUCCGACCGAUGUGAUUAUACGUCCAUUGUUGAUUGAGUCGAGGUGGUCACCCACUUACUAUUGUCUUAUUGGAGAGACAAAAGUCCAAGAUGAUAUCAUGACAUAUAUCGAUUUCUUAGAUCUAACACAUACCCAGAGGCCGUCAUAG
Vitis vinifera (wine grape) is the source of this 975-nucleotide messenger RNA. RefSeq lists its product as uncharacterized. Lineage: Eukaryota; Viridiplantae; Streptophyta; Magnoliopsida; Vitales; Vitaceae. Gene Ontology annotation, molecular function: nucleic acid binding; RNA-DNA hybrid ribonuclease activity. The transcript has 2 exons. Bases 1 to 975 code for a protein of 324 amino acids. The record is from RefSeq and is a predicted model, not a curated record.